Messenger RNA from Cyclopterus lumpus (lumpfish), 1549 nucleotides. It is a transcript of the gene ndufaf6, whose product is annotated as NADH:ubiquinone oxidoreductase complex assembly factor 6. Gene Ontology annotation, biological process: biosynthetic process; mitochondrial respiratory chain complex I assembly. Gene Ontology annotation, cellular component: mitochondrion. The record is from RefSeq and is a predicted model, not a curated record. Lineage: Eukaryota; Metazoa; Chordata; Actinopteri; Perciformes; Cyclopteridae. The coding region runs from base 221 to 1462 and encodes 413 amino acids. The transcript is spliced from 9 exons.
UUUAACACAAUAACAACACCUUUACGGUUGUUAUUCUUCCAUAUAACAUUUUAAAAGUCACAUUUAUGUCCAUAAAUAAUUCACAACUCACCGGUUUGUAUUUUUAGCGGCUCUCGUUAAACUAAAAAGAAGAAGCGGAACAUUACAUCCCGUUCAGUGUCGGUUGCUCGGGGGAAUGUUUUGAUGGUGACACCAGCGGGUGAACGUUUUGAAGGGGAACAUGGCAGCCGGUUUCGGGGCUAAACGUGGAGUGUUAAGCGGUAACACGUCGCUGUGUCGCGGGCUUCUCGGGGAGAUCGGACCCGGCGUCCGGCGGGCGGCGAGCGGCGCGACCGCCGAGUCCCAGAAGGUCUGCAUGGAGCUAGUCAGGUCCAGAGACUAUGACGGCUACGUGUCCUCCCUCCUCCUGCCAGAGGAGGCCCGGCGCUCCUCUCUGGCCCUGAGGGCCUUCAAUGUGGAGCUGGCACAGGUGAAGGACUCCGUUUCCCAGAAGACCAUCGGCUUGAUGCGGAUGCAGUUCUGGAAGACGGCCGUCGAAGAAGUCUUCAGAGACGAGCCCCCGAGCCAGCCGGUCAGCACCGAGCUGUGGAGGGCAGUGAGGAAACAUCACCUGACCAAGAGAUGGCUGCUGAGGAUCAUAACAGAGAGAGAGAAGGAUCUGGAUGACCGGGCCUACAGGAACCUGCAGGAGCUGGAGACGUACUCGGAGAACACGCAGUCCUCGUUGGUCUACCUGCUGCUGGAGUGUCUAGGUGAGUCUCACCAGUCCUCGUUGGUCUACCUGCUGCUGGAGUGUCUAGGUGAGUCUCACCUGUCCUCGUUGGUCUACCUGCUGCUGGAGUGUCUAGGUGAGUCUCACCUGUCCUCGUUGGUCUACCUGCUGCUGGAGUGUCUAGGUGAGUCUCACCUGUCCUCGUUGGUCUACCUGCUGCUGGAGUGUCUAGGUGAGUCUCACCAGUCCUCGUUGGUCUACCUGCUGCUGGAGUGUCUAGGUGAGUCUCACCUGUCCUCGUUGGUCUACCUGCUGCUGGAGUGUCUAGGCUUGAGGAACGUCCACGCCGACCACGCGGCGAGCCACAUCGGUAAAGCUCAGGGCAUCGUGACGUGUCUCAGAGCGACGCCGUACCACAGCAGCCGGAGGAAGGUCUACCUGCCCAUGGACGUGUGCAUGCUGCACGGCGCUUCUCAAGAGGACUUCAUCCGAGGCAGCCGAGAGCAGAAGGUCCGGGACGUCGUGUACGACAUCGCCAGCCAGGCGCACGUCCACCUGCAGCACGCGCGGUCGUUUAGCAGCAACGUCCCAACAGCUGCCAACGUGGCCUUCCUCCAGACAGUGGUGUUGGAGGACUACCUGCAGCGCGUGAGGAGGGCAGAUUUUGAUGUUUUCCACCCGAGUCUGAAGAACAGAAACCCCCUCGUGCCCUUCCAGCUGUACCUCCGCUCCUGGAAGAAGACCUACUGACAUCCUCCUCCUCUUCCUCUUCCUCCUCCUGCUCCUCCUCUUCCUCCUCCUGCUCUUCCUCCUCCUGCUCCUCCUCUUCCUCUUCCU